CAAAGGGAAAGGAGAUGGUGAUUUGAUUUGUUUGUCUGUUGCAUCAUUUCUUUCCCUUGGACAAGACCGUCUUCCAGUCUCCAGUUUAGGAAGAAUGAAUGGCUGCAGGUGAGGAUGAAUAUGUGUACAGAAUCAGCACAGCUAAGGAGUGGGAAGAGUUGCAGAGCUCUGGGUCUAGUUUCUGUGGAGAGCUUGACAAGACUUCUGGGUUCAUUCAUCUUAGCAAACUCAAUCAGGUACAGUUGACAUUACAGAAUUUUUUCCUGAAUACUAAGGUGGAUCUUUACUUGCUUCAAAUUGACACCAAAAAGCUGGGCGAAGGAUUAAUAUAUGAAGUUGUUGAUGGUUCCAAUAGCUUCCCUCAUUUCUACGGUCCAUCGCGAAGUUUCAUCCCCCUUCCUCUUGAUGGUGUUACAAAAGCAGAGAAGCUGUCUCUGUCAGAUGGCCGAUUCAGUUGUAGUAUGCUGGAAUCAGCCGCUUAAGCUCUGAUUUGGUUUUCUUUCAUCCCCGCUUUGUAUUGUGGGGGGGAUAGGAGACAUUAACAAGUCCCAAGUGCUGUAUUGUUAUGUUAUGGCAGCAAGCUUCAUCCCCGCUUUGUAUUUUGGGUGCUAAAGAUCUCAGAGUUACCCAAGAAAAAGAGCCAAAUUUAAAUAUCCCUUUUGAAUCUCUGCACCUAUUAGCUUAAGCUUUUAGACUGGCAUAGAUUCAAAGAGUA
Messenger RNA from Prunus avium (sweet cherry), 715 nucleotides. RefSeq names its product dihydroorotate dehydrogenase. The record is from RefSeq and is a predicted model, not a curated record. Lineage: Eukaryota; Viridiplantae; Streptophyta; Magnoliopsida; Rosales; Rosaceae.